Messenger RNA from Xyrauchen texanus (razorback sucker), 703 nucleotides. It is a transcript of the gene czib, whose product is annotated as CXXC motif containing zinc binding protein. The record is from RefSeq and is a predicted model, not a curated record. NCBI's taxonomy places the organism in Eukaryota, Metazoa, Chordata, Actinopteri, Cypriniformes, Catostomidae. Gene Ontology annotation, molecular function: zinc ion binding. The coding region runs from base 29 to 511 and encodes 160 amino acids. The transcript has 8 exons.
CGUACUUUAAAAAGAGGCGUGGCUCAAGAUGGGGAAAUUUGGAUUGCAGUUUAAAGCCACUUUGGAGAAUGUUACAAACGUAAGGCCGGUAGGGGAUGAUUUCCGCUGGUAUUUGAAGCUCAAAUGUGGGAAUUGUGCUGAGGUGUCGGAUAAAUGGCAGUACAUCAACUUACUGGACAGCAUGCCACUGAAAGGAGGACGAGGAAGUGCUAGUAUGGUUCAGAAGUGCAAACUGUGUUCCCGGGAAAACUCAAUAGAUAUCCUGAAGGACACAAUUACACCUUACAAUGCAGAAGACAGUGAAAGGUUUAAGACAAUAGUGCAGUUUGAGUGUCGAGGGCUGGAACCAGUUGAUUUUCAACCUCAGGCUGGUUUUGCUGCUAAAGGAGCAGAGACCUCCACCCAGUUCCCUGAGAUCAACCUUCAAGAGAAAGACUGGACAGACUACGAUGAGAAGGCCAGUGAAUCUGUGGGUAUCUAUGAGGUCACACACCAAUUCAUCAAGUGCUGAGAAAUGUUUGAGAAUAUGCCAAAUUGAAGAACAAUUGAGUGACCCCUGAAUGAUGUUUCAAAUGGGUUGUGCCAGUGUUCUCUAUUAAUGCUGAUUGGCUGUUGGUAGUUGGAAAAAGAAACACAAUUAUCUUUGCGAUGGACAUGAAGCUUAUGCUGUUUUUCAAUGGCAAUAAAGUAUGGAAUGAUUUGA